Molecule: messenger RNA, 4098 nt
Organism: Didymosphaeria variabile
Lineage: Eukaryota; Fungi; Ascomycota; Dothideomycetes; Pleosporales; Didymosphaeriaceae
Exons: 2
Coding region: 1-4098 (1365 amino acids)
Cellular component (GO): nucleus
Molecular function (GO): chromatin binding; methyltransferase activity
Source: RefSeq, a predicted model, not a curated record
AUGCCACCAAUCUCCGCCCAGGGCGGAACGAACCCCCGGUCGCGAAGCCCAGCCGUUGUGAUUCGCAAAUCCUCAUCGAGCACAAGAACGUUCACAGACGAAGGUCAUUUUCCCCGGCAUUAUGACAAGGCAUGGAAACAUGCCGUGCGUAGAAAAGCAGAGGUGGAUGCAAUAAGCUCCUUGAAAGCUGCGUGGAAUGCUCAACAAAGGGCCGCAUAUCAACAAGCUGGCUACGAGAACGAGAAGAAGCCGCUGUAUAUCGAUGUCAGUGAUUAUGAGAUAUAUACUAACCCAGAGACCAAUUUCAUUGGCGAAUUACACUCCUUGGAUUACAUGGACCUUGCUGGAAAGAAACUGUUUUUCAACGGCGUAUUAUCGAUCGGAGAUACCCAACACUAUGUACAGGGUGUCCCUGUUAAAAGUUACUCCAUUGAAGGAUACGGUGUCGACGAUGAUCCAAACACCACGGUCUACAUCGUUUCUCCAGAGACCAGCAACGACAGGGGGUACGAUAUCUGGUACAGACUAGGCGCUCCAAGUCGUCACUACAAACGCUUUCAAGAUGCGUUCCAAUGGGUAGCGACUCUCGGUAAACACGUUAUGGAUUUCUUAGAAGAGCAACAGAAUAUGGGACUGGCAGACUUCCGGCGAAAGUUCGAUGACUGGCUUCAGCGACGCUUCUUGAACAACGCAGAUCUUAGCAAGUGGCGCAAAACUUAUGGAUCGACCGAUUUUCGAAAGAUCCUUCAUGCGCACAUCUCCUAUCUGUGGUCUGAGGCCGUGUGCCUACAGAAUGACGACGUACUGCUACAACAUCCGCUAUGGAAACAAUGCGAAAGGACCGACAAUGGUAUGAUCGAACCGAAAUGCGAGAAAACGGUUGCAACUCCCCAUGUCUACAAGUGUUUCAAGAACAGAUACUUUGCUGGGCAGAUCAUGGAGAUGCAGCCUUCAAGUGCCGUUCUAGCAACUCGCGAACAUCGAGUAAGAGUGCUAGGGUUCCCCUCAGAGAGGCACUCGUCUUCCGCUGUGCCUUCGCGACCGAGUCAUUAUCGAAAGCAAUAUGAGGUCGGCGAUGUGGUUUGCAUCGCCCCGGACGACUUUGAGAACCGGAUGUGGCGCAAGGCAGCAAAAGACGCAGCCACUGUUCACGAAUGGAUCGGGUACGUUCAACGCGUUACGCCAUUAGCGGACGGCCGCCAACGUCUAUACGUUAUAUGGCUGUAUAGACCAGAGGACACUACGAUCAGUACAACGGAUUAUCCCAUUACGAAGGAACUGUUCAUGUCAGACAACUGUAACUGUCAAGAACACAAGCUUCUGUCUUCAGAGGUUGUCAGGCGUUGUUCUGUCCAAUGGUUCUCGCGGGGCUAUAAUACUCGGAACGACUUUCUCGUCCGUCAAAAGUAUGAGACGAAGUCCAGCUCGUUCAUGACUAUGAAGGAGACCGAUUUUCGAUGUACCUGUGAAAGCUCCGCAUCCGCGUCAGUCACCACAACCUAUCGCCUCGGAGAAACGGUUUAUCUGCGUGAGAAAGAUAAUCUGGAGCCAGUCGUUAUAGAAGAAGACGCCGAUACAACGGCGAAGCAGGUCAAGGUACGGCGCCUAUUACGAUUAGAGAAAUUUCGACCAGAGACGUUCUGCGGCCUCUCCCAGCCUCAGCGGCGUGCAGCCGCCAAUGAACUGGUUUGGACAGACAACGUAGAAGAUGUACAGUGUGUCAGGAUAGAAGUCAGGUGCUACGUGCGCUUCUUCUCAACCCAGGACAUGGCCGCUGGACUUGUACAGUUUCCAUAUGACCAAGGAGGGACGGGUCAUUGCUGGACGCUCUCAACGCGCCUAGCCAACGCUGGACAAAGGCUUGAAGACCUCACUACUGCGCCACAAAACCUGCGUGAAGGACCGGACUACACUUCACUCGAAUCGUCGAAGAAACUACCUGGACUCAGCCUCUUCAGCGGUUUAGGUAACCUAGAUAAAGGUCUGGAGGCUGGCGGCGCGGUCCACUUUCAUACUUCAGUCGAUAUGAAUGGUCGUGCUAUACAGACUUUGCGCGCCAACGCCGAGAACUCAGAACAGCUGAAGCUAUGGUUUGGCUCCGUUGACGAUUAUUUACACGCUCUGCUCUCGAACGAGUCACCAAACAUGAAGCUUGUGGCGAAAAUCGGAGAUGUAGCAGUUAUAGCUGGGGGCAGUCCUUGCCCAGGAUUUUCUAAGCUUCAACAAAACUGGUUAAGCGAACAGUCGCUGAGAAAUGCGGCACAUGUGACGACCUUUGCUUCAUUUGUCGACGUUUACCGACCAGAAUACGGAUUUCUUGAAAACGUGGUUAACAUGGGAGUAACGCGCAAGGGCUUUGAGGAGGAGCUGGUACUUUCCCAACUUAUUGGAUGCUUGGUAUCGAUGGGGUACCAAGUCCAACAAUUUAUCAUGAGCUCGUGGCACUACGGCAGUCCUCAACAUCGGAAUCGGCUGAUUCUCUCAAUCGCAGCGCCAGGAAGAACCCCUCUUGCACCCCCGCGCGCAACGCAUGGCGACCCUGAUGGAUUCAAGAGUAAGAGCGUGGGGAGACUUCUUAAUGGUGAAAGAUUCGGUGUACAAGAUGCACAGCUAACGCCUUUCCGCCACGUCACGCCCGGAGAAAAGCUGGGACACCUUCCUUACCUCGGCGCCGGUGUCAGGCAUCCUUGCAUCCGCUCACCAGAUCAUGUCUUACGAUGCCGGCCGAAUAUCAGAGAACGUCGAUGCAUGGCUCAUGUACCGACAGACCCUCCUGGAGUAGGGCUCGAAUACGCUGCGAAACGAGGACUCGUGCCGAAGUAUCUGUACGAGACGAGGAGCGAAGUUAGCGGCAAGUCUUACAGACGCAUCAAGAAGGACGGCCUCAUUGGCACUAUUGUCACUGCUCCCUCUCCACAUGACUCUCGCGCAGGCCCUUUCGUGCAUUGGGAACAGAAUCGGUGCAUUACUCUUGAAGAAGCGCGGCUUGCGCAGGAUAUCCCGCCUGAAGAGAUCCUCAUAGGCAAUGUCAACGACCAGUACAAAAUGGUCGGCAACGCGGUCGACAGACGGGUAUCUAAAGCACUUGGACUUGAGCUUCGGAGAGCAGUGCAUCAAGAUGAUCACAGAACAGUGAAGACGCGGUCGGUAUCCGUGGUAAUCAAUGUCAAGAGACAGAGCUAUGUCAAUAUACCAAGGCCAACAACGGAUUCACAGGCAGAGGAAAAAGCUCUGCGCAUUGCACAAAGCAUCGAUCAAGACAUUGAUAUGCGCGACAAGUCUGACGACAGUCGAACACUCGGUGCAUCGGACACAGCAACUGUUUCUAGAUCCACAUCCCAGGAACAGGCCCGGCGAAGCACGAAUUCCAAAACGUCAAGUUUCAGCCAUAGCAAGUCGAGCUCCAAUACUGUCCCAGAAGUUGAUGACGAGGAGGACCAGCCCCCCGUUCCAAGAGGCCGUAGGAGAAAUGCCUACGUACCCCUAUCAAACAGCGCGACAAUAUCCCGAAUACCAACCGAGCAAAGAGAGCAGGAGGCACAACUAGAACGAGAAUUUGGUUUUGAUCUUGAAGCGAAGCCUCGUGGGGCUGCCUCGUGGGACGAUGCGACGGUCGAGUACGAUGCUCCAGCAACCGUGCCGGCCCUCGCGAUGAGCCGCAAAGGCUUCCUUCGACAGCUGUCAGAGUCUUUUUCCGUGGCUUCGUCUUCCCGUCGAUCCUCCCUCGCCACACCGGGAACCCCAGCUUUACUUUCGGCAGAGUCACCAAACCGCUCGGAUUCAGAGCUGCCUCUGCGAACGAAGCGCUCUCGAGAUCAGAGCGAGGUGGACGAGGACCGUACGGCCAACAGCUCCGCAGAGAAAAUGAGUGCAAACAAACGGGUGAAGGGAACUGAAAAACCUUACAACCUGAUGGUAGAGUUCACGACUGCGGAGAACACACCAGAGCGCGAAUGGCAAGACGAGGUAUCCCGCAAGACACGGCAUUCGGGCUUGGGUCUUGAAUUUGUUCCUCAAACUUGGCACAAGAGGGUCGAGACGGAAGUCAAAGCAAAAGAUAAGACGGUAAAGAAGCCCAGCCCGAGACCAUACGCUUGA